Messenger RNA from Drosophila grimshawi, 621 nucleotides. RefSeq lists its product as uncharacterized. Lineage: Eukaryota; Metazoa; Arthropoda; Insecta; Diptera; Drosophilidae. The record is from RefSeq and is a predicted model, not a curated record.
AUGGUUAAUGUCACCGGCUGGUACACUGUGACCAUAUCCAACUGCAAGGAGUUGCCAAGUAGCUCCAUUGUACUGGCUUUGAAAUACGCCAUUUUGCCACUGAAGGUACAUCUGUUCGAUUUUAAGCGCAGCCACGACGGUUCUCGUGGUCAAUUCUUUGUAGACAAUAAGUUGAUGGCCAAUCGCUUGAAGCGAAUAAAUGGCAAAGUUGAGUGUUUGCUGUUUAGCACCCAAAAUAUUGAUAUAAAUGUGGAGCAGGGUCUUCCGCCAAAUUUGUUAUCGCAAUCGCACUUAACCCAUGAAUUGCUGGCCCUAAUGAAGGCGGCGUUCGAUGCUGAAAGUCAAACGCUCAAUUUAUCGCGCUUUCAUGUCAUCCCAGAGCUCGUAGACCAAUUGGUUGCACUACAUGCAUUGCCAUUGCUGCAGCAAAUUCUUCAUAUGAUUUCUCAAGAGUUUUCACAUUUGCGCGUUCUCCAAUUACUGGGACAUUUUUUGUAUCAAGGUUUGCCGCCGUCUGGAGUAAGUGUGGAGCACGAAAUUUAUGAUCCGCUGUUGUGCUCAGACGAUGAUGAAAUGAUGAUCAACAACGAGGAUGUACUACUAGAAACCGACGAACUUUGA